Messenger RNA from Amoebophrya sp. A120, 2715 nucleotides. The record is from the annotation of a GenBank genome assembly. NCBI's taxonomy places the organism in Eukaryota, Dinophyceae, Syndiniales, Amoebophryaceae.
CUGGUGCGAGUCGUAUACCCACCUUCAAGGUCGUUUUCUUUUUCGUGUAGAUAUUCAUCUACUAGAAAAACCACUAAGAUCAUGCGAUCCAUUUUUACGGUUCAUCGUCGUGCACUAGUAAAACUGUAAAUUCGACGAAACCAAGAAAGACUUAUGGACGACGUCGACGAGCUUGAUAUGAUAAGGGCUGACUUUAGUGCGCCAUCUCCUUUGCAGUCCACAGGCAUGCUUGCACCCUCGCAAACUACACGAGACUUCUGCGGUCCGUCUAGUCGUGAGGAAGCUCCUGCCCUCUCAUCGUGGUCUCAAGAAACCUCCAAGGCCGCAGAAGUGGCUGGCGCCGGUGCCGAAUCUUGCGAACUACAGAGUAAAAAUCGGGCGGAGCAUGAUCAUUUUCAGCAUGAUCCGGAUGUUGAAAUACUUUUCGAGGAAAAUGGGUUUCAAGCGUUAUCUGUUACUUCAACGAAGAAGUCCACAACUGGAAAGACCGCUACUUCCACUAUCCCCGGUCCUCGUCCUCUGCACACGAAACAGAUCAAGCUGGCACCACUGACGAAAAAAGUUGUGCAGACGCCGACCACCACCGCAUCAAGCUCCGCUGGCAGUGAGCAAGAACCUCCAAAGUGGUCCAGCAACGAUAACGAACUCGACGGCCCGUGCGGUGGAGUGAAGACCCGAGCUAGCACUUUUUCGUCGAAGAAGAACUCCAGUACCAGCGAACCACGCGCCGCCGAGCACGAGCUGCAUAACAGUAGUACUACACCAGAGGAUCAAGAACGACCCGAAAAGACAGAUGAUAAUUUUGCCCGUACUACUACGGUUCUUGCGAACCCCAAUAAAGCCCCGUCCACAACGAGUACCUUUCGAGCGGACGUGAGCAGCAUACUUUUCGGGGGGUCGGCAGCUACUUCGUUCGGAGCUUAUUCCGCCACUGCGACCGGACACCCGGGCCACGACCGUAGCAGGUCCGCUACUUCUGGAAUAAGCGGAAGGAACAUCACCAGGCAUGAUAGUACGCAUAGAGACGAAAUCUCCGACGAGUCCGAUGUGAAUGAGGAGUCGUUUGAGAAUUCUUCUGCUGCAAAUAAGGCGCGGCACGCUCGUGUGCUUACUCCCGCGGAUUCAGCAGGGGCUGGCGAAAACCGAAAAGCUUCGUCGCUUUUACCGCCACCCGUGCCUGUCGGGGUUGUUGCAAGUUCAUCUGGUAGCGGAGCAGCAUCCGCGUUCUUCCGAAUAGAAGAGGAGGACCCCGCUCGGAAUGGUCGUGGUGGAAGUGAUGAUGGUGCAGCCCACUACAGCACUUCUCAAGAGCAGCAACAAGGCUCACCUUACAUGAAACCGUCAGGAGGAGCUGCAGGCAUUGGUUCGAGGACACGCAUAGCCGCAACCAGACCCGCGGAAGUUCUGUUGCAAUCCGGAGCAGGACAUCAACACUCGGAAACGAAAGCUGUUCUGCCUCCUUCCGAGGGCCCAGAAGACGAAGAGGAAGGGGGGCAGGAAAUGGUCUCGCAGCUCCCAUCCUGGCAUUUCGCGCACGGUGCCAUGACCCGAACAACUGCAGCAAGCCGGAAGAACAGCGUCGAACAAAGUAGUUCAUCUACUGUGUCUGGUCUAGCGCGGCGUAGGCAGGUUACCACAAGCACUUCUUCUACGCUAGGAGUACUGUGUAACGAGAGAGGGGCACAGCAGCAACACCACCCAACUACGUCCUCCGACACGUCGUCCUCGCCGGGCUUGCAUGUAGCCCCGAGAAGCCACUUGCGCCAGGAGUCAAGUGUGAAGGAGAAGUCCAGCACGGUUUAUGCUUCAUCUUCCAACGAGCACGCGGAACGAAUAAAUACUGUGCCGGGGGCAGACCGCCGACAAGAAAGAACCACAGAAAAAGAAGAACAUGGCAAUAAUGUCGUGGGCGAUCGGGGCAAAGCUGAUGAAAAAAAGUUGCAGUUGGACGAUCCGCCACCCAAGACCGCAAAUGAGACGAGAGCUGGCGUGCCAGUCAGUCUGCUGAACGACCUUUACGACAACGAUUUAGUACCAUGGACGACGGCAACCCAAGCUCAAGAGCUGGGUACAGCUGCAACUACCGGCGAUGUGUCGCCGAUGCUGGACUUUCAGUGCGGCGAACAGCAAGCUUCAUCCACCAACACCCCAGUCCUUUUGAAAAAGCAAGGCGACCACGACCAUAAAGAGCAGCUUGUGCUUCUAUCCGAGCAUCCAUCUUUUUCAACAGGUCAACAGAUCAUGCCGAAAAGGAUGGUAUUAGCCCCACCCCAGCAAGUAGAACAAGCGACGACGCAAGAAGACGACAGAGACGAAGUAGGAGGUGGAGAAGCAACAGUGCCACACUAUGUGCAGCCGGUUGACCAGCAACCCCAACCACAUUUUCUCGAUCGAGGAGAAGAAUCGAACGCAGCUGCGACUGUGAACGCCCACACCAAAUACACCGAGUCGAAAACCAAAACAAGUCCUGGAACUGUGCUCUCGACAAACGCAAGUGCAAAUACAGCCACUUCGCGCUUCGGUACGACUUCUACGGGCACGACUGCUGCCUCUGGCACGAUGCAAAAUAAGCCCCUUAGAACGCUUGCUUUCGACGUCCUCGAGGACAACUCGACAACUGGAGAGGAAAACACGAACACGCUGGAGCACGCGGACGGUGCGCAGCACAACUCUUCGGUGCUGGUGAACAUGAACUGCUAUGAUCGGCGAGAAGUA